Messenger RNA from Symbiodinium pilosum, 756 nucleotides. Lineage: Eukaryota; Dinophyceae; Suessiales; Symbiodiniaceae. The record is from the annotation of a GenBank genome assembly.
AUGGCUUUCACAGUGUACACCGUGUUUAUGGCCGUCCUGGGUGUGCUUUUGGCCCAGAAGUGCGACCAGUGCAGCGAUGCUGGCGAUCAGGCAUCCUUACUCCAAUCGAGUUUCUCCCAGCCGCACAAGGUUCUGAAGCAUCUGCUCAAGCGGAGGCGUGGCUAUGGGAUGACCUUCGACCUCCCCACGCUUAGUCAGGCUGACAUCGAUACGAUCACGCAGAACUGCAAGGCCGGGGUGGAUCAGGUGAUGUCAGGUCUCCGCACGGUGGACGGUCAGCCGGUGAAGGUUGUGAUGCAGAUCGUGAUCAUGCCCCGGGCCACGCCAAACAAGUUUGUGGCUUUGUGGGACGUUGGCGCCCGAGAACAUGACUCGGCCUUCUUGGGCAGCCGGGACAUUGCCCGUGCAAAGGCUUACACGGCGCUGGCCUUCAGCUCCAACGAGAACUCCCUUAGCAGCGGCUCAAUUGGUUUUCUGGCCAAUGACGGCGGGGUCCUCCCGGGGAUCGAGAGUACCAACCGCCAGACGGGUGCCGGCGUGGCCACAUUUGGAGGUGGAUUUCCCCUUUACAACCAGGAAGGCAAGCUGAUUGGGGCUGUGGGCGUCAGUGGUGAUGGUGUUGGUCAGGAUGAGCAGGUGGCCCUGGCCUGCUCCAUGGGGUAUGAGACGCCUUUGACGCCGGGGCCCAAUUACACGCAGCCAGGCGUCAUGAACCCGCUCGCCGCCAUGUACUCCCCUUCCGCGUCUUCGAACUGA